Molecule: messenger RNA, 507 nt
Organism: Cinara cedri
Lineage: Eukaryota; Metazoa; Arthropoda; Insecta; Hemiptera; Aphididae
Source: the annotation of a GenBank genome assembly
AUGGCGUCCAAAUUACAGACAAUCGACGAUGCGUUGCAUGACACUGCACAACCGUGGCACAAGAUAUUCGGUUGGGCAGAAGCCCGGAGUGGAGUGCACCGGUUGAAUCUAUUUGGAGUCGUCGUGAUAACGGUGGCUGCGUACUUGGUUUCCGGUUACGGGUCGUCGAUUAUGAGUAACGCUGUCGGACUCUUGUAUCCCACGUACUUCAGCCUGAAGAUGAUUCGUUUGGCCAAACAGAACGUGAUGGCGGAGGAAUCCAAUAGGACGGGCGAGGUGUCAGCCUCGUCCAGAUGGCUCACUUAUUGGCUGAUAUUCUCGACCGUCUUGAUAGUCGAACAUCUGGUCGGAUGGAUACUCCGGAUGUUGCCGUUCUAUUACCUGCUCAGGACAGUGUUCCUGGUAUGGUGUUUUGCUUCUAUUGACGCAAAUGGCGCCGCGUUCAUGUAUGCGUCUAUCAUACACCGUUAUUUCGGUGCCUGGUUCUCCGGCAUUCCGGAUAAUUGA